ACGCCUAGCACGGCCGCGGAGGCAAACAAUUUCGCUCUUUUAACUCGCAUGAAUCCACCUGCGCAUCCGAACCGCAGAUAUCCAAAUCCGUUCUUAUUGCUUUCGAUCCCCUUCCUUUCCUUUGCUGCAUUUGCUGCUGUUGUCAAGUACAGGGAGUCGACCAACCCCGCGUCUAAGAGGCCAAGACAGCAUCCUAACCCCCUUAUUCCACCAGUCCAGAAAGAACAGUAGAUCAUAAUGCCUAUUUUAAACAAGAUCGCAGACGCCCUUCAUUCCCACGGGCCAAGGAAAGUGGUGACAUCCCUAAACUACCUCAUCCGGCGACGUUUGACCAUACAAAAGUUAUGGUGGUUUAUGUUCUUGGUGGGCCAGGGGCAGG
Messenger RNA from Cantharellus anzutake, 379 nucleotides. RefSeq lists its product as uncharacterized. NCBI's taxonomy places the organism in Eukaryota, Fungi, Basidiomycota, Agaricomycetes, Cantharellales, Hydnaceae. The record is from RefSeq and is a predicted model, not a curated record. The coding region runs from base 49 to 231 and encodes 60 amino acids. The transcript has 2 exons.